GGAGUAUAGCUGUCCGAGCUGAGCCUGCACGCCGUACUACUUACUACUCCUUGAACAGGCAAACACACUUUAGUCAGUACCGGAGUAGUAGUGUAUACAUUUCGAUUCAGUUACAUGCGUUACAUGUGCGAGAAGUGGUAGCUUCUCAUCCGUACGCAGCACGUGGUGCGAACCCCGACGAAACCGAAUUAUCAUGACUUCCACCGGUCUGGCGCUGAAGAUCUUCGGAGCAAACGUUCUAAUAGCACUCGUCUGCUCCGCAGAUCCACCUGGAGGUUUUUAUACCACCAGAUACGACCACAUCGACGUCGAGAACAUCCUCAAUCAGAAGAGGCUUGUCUACUAUUACGCUGCCUGUCUAUUGGACAGAGGACCUUGCACUCCUCAGGGAAUAGAGUUUAAAAGAAUUCUACCCGAAGCUCUCCGAACCAAUUGUUUAAGAUGCACGGAGAAACAGAGGUUUGUUACGAUGAAGAGCAUAAAGAGGUUGAAGAAAGAGUACCCUGAUGUUUGGGGACAAUUGGCCGAAAUCUGGGAUCCAACCGGAGAAUAUUUCGUCCAGUUGGAAGAAUCUGUGAAUAAGAGAAACAAUAAAGUGCCGGAAGCUGCGAUUCUAUCAAAUAGAAUUGGUUCGGAAAAUGAGGUUACUGCCUCUAUUACAGAAAGAGUGGUAACUACAACUACGAAAGCUACGACGACUACAACUCCGAAACCGAAGAUAACUACGACGACAACAGAAAGGACAACUACCACGAAGAGAACCUCCUCGCCGACUGCCAAACGAAGUGUUCCGACCACCAAGAGGAUAACGACUACGACGACUUUGAAAAUGCUUUCUUCGAAAGAACCAUCGACGACGAUCAAGAAGAUCAUCGGAAUAUCUUACAAUUAUGAUUUUGCUGCCACCACGAAGCCUGUAAUAAGACCCCAACAGCCAGUUGCCGGUUUCAAUAUCGUUUUGAGAGGAGUUAAUAAUAUAAUUGCACCGAUAACAGAUAUCGCUGGGAAGGUGAUCACAGCCGGAACGGAUUUGGCUAGUAUGGUGUUGGAUGUCUUGGGGGUCAGAAGAAAUUAAGUUUUCAAUUUUUAUAAUUUUGAAUCGUGAUAUCUUU
Messenger RNA from Nicrophorus vespilloides, 1112 nucleotides. RefSeq lists its product as uncharacterized. Lineage: Eukaryota; Metazoa; Arthropoda; Insecta; Coleoptera; Silphidae. The record is from RefSeq and is a predicted model, not a curated record. The transcript has 2 exons. Bases 194 to 1075 code for a protein of 293 amino acids.